This is a messenger RNA of Talaromyces proteolyticus, 926 nucleotides long. RefSeq lists its product as uncharacterized. Bases 287 to 805 code for a protein of 172 amino acids. The transcript is spliced from 3 exons. The record is from RefSeq and is a predicted model, not a curated record. Lineage: Eukaryota; Fungi; Ascomycota; Eurotiomycetes; Eurotiales; Trichocomaceae.
CGGGUUCGCCUCUCUUAUCAAUAUUGGUACAUGUAUGUAUCUAUUAUUCUACAUGCACAGAAGCAGUGUCAGUAUAUUAUAUAUUGACAUCAGGUCAAGAAUGAAAAGUCGCGUGUAUCUCCAUACGUGUAUGAUGCCAUUUUAGGCUAGCGCACGUUGUCUGCAUGAAACCCCUCGGCAUGUUCUCGUUCUGUCCAGUCACGCGCACCACGAUAACUCCAGUCAAUGAUGGUGAUGGCCACACUACAUCUCGAACUAUCACCCUAAACUACGAUGCGACAAUACCAUGGCCCAGGAUAAUAGUGGCCCAUCGACCAUCCUCCAGCCGCGCAGGUUCAACCCUCUAGUUAAUCCGACAAAUGCAAGACCAGUUGUCGUUGAAGACCAUCCCCUCACCGCAGGCCCAUUAUUUCUUGCGCGGCCUCUGCUCGGCGCCUUGAUAUUCGAGAACACCGCGUCCGAUGCUCGCGAUCAUCUCGCCAACGAGCGCACUUUUCUCUCCUGGCUGCGGCUCGCCAUCUAUCUUGCAGUCGUCUCAUCUGCCAUCACAGUCUCAUUCCACCUCAAAUCUGCGCCGAGCACACUUGAGCGCCACAUUUCCUUGCCACUAGGCAUUGUGUUUUGGUGCAUGAGUUUGGCGUGUCUGAUCAGCGGGUUCUCGGUUUAUGUAACCACCGUGACCAAGUACAGUCGCAGGGUGGCGCUUGUGCAGAGUGGUUGGAGAACGCAAUUGUUUUUCACCGUAGUGGCUACGGUGAUUGUCGGUAGUUGUGUGUUGUUUCUGGCUACGAAUUCGAAGAAGUAGUAUAGUUGCUCUUAUAUAUCAGUUUGAGUGUUGGUCGUGCUGGUUGUUAUAUUUGAAAUAUGAAUACUCUUAUUCUAGAUGUUUUCGUUAAUUACAACAUGAAAGUAUCUUCUGUUUGAAA